AUGUUUCAAUUUGUAAACCCUCUUUUAAGAAACAUCAUUAUCAGAAAUCAGCUGGAUAGCAUCAAGAGGAAGCAAUGCCUCCAAUAUUUGAAAGCCCUGAGAACCCUGCAAUAUGAUGGGUUUAAGACUGUAUUCUUUGGGGAGACUGAUCUCCCAGAAAGCCUGGUAACUGGGGAAGAUUGUGGUGAUGAAUGUUUCAUGCAAAGUCCAACUUGGUGUAUUGUGCAUGCUGGCAGUAGUCAAGGAUGGGUACCUUGGAAAUACCGGCUGUUCCUACGAGAUGAGUUAUGUGUCAGGCAAGAAGAAGGCCUUUUCUUUGAGUUCUGUCAUGUGGUAAAGAUGGCCUAUGGGAAGUGUGCUAUCGUGGUCAAAGAGCGAAGACAACAGGAUGAGAUGAGGCCAAAGGAAGAUAAAGAGUCUGAGGACCAGCCCUGUGCUCCAUCAAUCAUUAACUUAACAAGCAUCGUGUGUUGUCCUGAGGUGGCCAAGUCCUGUGGCCAUGAGCUGCUCUCUCUGCCUUUUCCUUACAAUUACCUGAACCCUUUAGACUCAGCCUGGUCCUCUCUGAAAUGGUUUAUCAUCAAUAACAGAAAAGAGUUUUGUUUGCAGUCUAUUGACAACAUAUAUUCUUACCAAUAUAUACUUUUUAGUGACUUGGUUAGCAAAGGGAUUGAAAGGAUAACCCCAGACAAGUGGAAAACUAUAACUAACAAAGUGCGAAGAUGGGAAAACUACUAUCUUGGUAAAUUUUCUUAA
Molecule: messenger RNA, 756 nt
Organism: Chrysochloris asiatica (Cape golden mole)
Lineage: Eukaryota; Metazoa; Chordata; Mammalia; Afrosoricida; Chrysochloridae
Gene: CUNH21orf140
Product: chromosome unknown open reading frame, human C21orf140
Exons: 1
Coding region: 1-756 (251 amino acids)
Source: RefSeq, a predicted model, not a curated record